This is a messenger RNA of Alternaria alternata, 964 nucleotides long. RefSeq lists its product as hypothetical. Bases 346 to 822 code for a protein of 158 amino acids. NCBI's taxonomy places the organism in Eukaryota, Fungi, Ascomycota, Dothideomycetes, Pleosporales, Pleosporaceae. The transcript has 2 exons. The record is from RefSeq and is a predicted model, not a curated record.
AUCAAGGAUCUGCCAUCAACGUCAACCCCGUCUCUGAGGUGGUUGUGAUGUCCCUCGGUUUUACUAAUUCAUCACAAGCGUGGUAUCUAUCUAUACCCAUCUACACAGGACUAUGUUAGAUGCAUUGCAAAUUCUUCACAUUGAGAAAGGUCGUACAGGUCGCCUUCACUCUCACUUUUGCGUACUCCAAUUUCAGCCCACAAACGUUUGGUAACUAUUCAUCUCUGAGACUUCGUCCAUCCCUAGACACCGGCACUCGCUCUCGCAGCCACAACAAGCACCUUCGGAAUCAAAUACUACGUGUCUACAGCUGCUUUUAAAGUCGUGACGAUAUCCCCAGCAACCAUGGCAAACAUUGUCCGACCAGCAGCGGCUCACACUGACACCGGUCCUAUCGAAAAACACACAAACACGCCGACGCCUGGAAUCGCCACAUCCCUCUCCCCUACCACUAUCGGCCUGAUCUGCGGUCUGGGCGGCUGCGGCAUCCUCGGCUUCUUCAUAUGGGCGAUUGUUUACUUCCGAUGGUUCAAGCCGAUUGAGAUACGGAUCAAGGAGGGAGAAGCAGGAUACUACAACACACCCACGGCCGAGCAGAAUAAAAACAAGAACAGGAACAGCACAAUUACGGACGUAAAACAGAGUAUAUUCGCACACAACGCAAUCGGUAUUUCAACGGAAAGGCCGGCUACAGAUGGAGGUGUCUACCCUUCUAUAGGUAUGGCAGUCAAUACUGCUCUCGAAAGGGAAAUUCUCGAGAUCCUAGAGGCGGAGGUUGAUACUAUAGGGCGAUGUCGGGGAUUAGGCUCAGGGCUUGUAUGAGGGAAAAAGGAGGGGCUGUCAGUGGAAGACUGGAACAGGGUGAGGAGAUUGAGGAUUUGUUAACUGGUCUUGGGAGUCUACAGAAUCGCGCUCCGUCGCACGUUCGCUAAGCUUUCAGGGUUUGCUGCUACCUUUAUGUCUG